GAAGCCAGGAACAAUUUGACAAAGACAGUCAAGCCCACUCUUUUCAGAGAAGAAAAGCGAUCAAUUUCCCUCUGGGAUCGGUCCCUGUCCAACCCCCCCUUCUCUCUCCGUAAAUUAAAUCGAUCUCUGUCUCCCGCAUUUCCGAGCUCGGAAUCUAGGCUCAAUCAACCUCUACGACAUGGCAAGGAGUGACGAGUGUUAUUCAACUCAACUUAUUGAUGGAGAUGGCAUAUUCAAUGCCACUGGAAUUGAAAGCUUUAUCAAGGAGGUGAGAUUAGGUGAAUGUGGACUAUCAUAUGCCGUAGUCUCAAUCAUGGGCCCACAAAGUAGCGGGAAGAGCACUCUACUAAAUCAUUUGUUUGGUACCAACUUCAGGGAGAUGGAUGCUUUUAGAGGAAGGUCCCAAACAACUAAAGGUAUUUGGUUGGCAAAUUGUGCUGGUAUAGAGCCUUGCACCCUUGUUAUGGAUUUGGAGGGUACAGAUGGAAGAGAACGUGGAGAGGAUGAUACUGCAUUCGAGAAGCAGAGUGCCCUUUUCGCUCUUGCUGUUUCAGAUAUAGUGCUCAUAAACAUGUGGUGUCAUGAUAUCGGUCGUGAGCAAGCUGCAAAUAAGCCUCUUCUAAAGACUGUAUUCCAGGUCAUGAUGCGAUUGUUCAGUCCACGCAAAACAACUCUGAUGUUUGUAAUACGUGAUAAAACAAGGACACCACUGGAAAAUUUAGAACCUGUUCUAAGAGAAGAUGUUCAGAAGAUAUGGGACUCUGUUUCUAAACCCCACGCGCACAAGGAAACUCCACUAAAUGAGUUUUUCAAUGUUGAAGUUGUUGCUCUUUCUAGUUAUGAAGAAAAAGAAGAGCAAUUUAAAGAGCAGGUUGCUAACUUAAGACAACGAUUCUUUCAUUCCAUUGCGCCUGGUGGGCUUGCGGGAGAUCGACGUGGUGUAGUUCCUGCUUCAGGGUUUUCCUUUAGUGCACAGCAAAUUUGGAAAGUUAUUAAGGAAAACAAGGACCUUGACCUUCCCGCUCACAAGGUUAUGGUGGCUACUGUACGCUGUGAAGAGAUCGCUAAUGAAAAGUAUUCAUCUUUUGCUGCAAAUGAGGACUGGUGCCACUUGGAAGAGGCUGUGCAAUCUGGUCUUAUUCCUGGCUUUGGGAAAAAGCUCAGUUCAAUUCUUGAUGACUUUCUAUCAAAGUAUGAUGCGGAAGCUGCAUAUUUUGAUGAAGGUGUCAGAUCUGCAAAGCGGAAGCAACUGGAAGAAAAAUUGCUACAGCUUAUCCAACCGGCAUUCCAAUCCAUGCUUGGACACCUAAGGUCGGAAACUUUAGAAAAAUUUAAGGAAGUAUUUGACAAAGCUCUGAAUGGGGGGGAAGGGUUUUCUUCAGCAUCUCGUAACUGCACACAGUUUUGUAUGGCUCGAUUUGAUGAAGGAUGUGCAGAUGUUGUUAUUGAACAAGCGAAGUGGGACACAUCUAAAGUCAGGGAUAAACUUCAUCGCGAUAUAGAUGCACAUAUCACUUCUGUCCGUACUGCCAAGCUUGCUGAAAUUACUGCUCACUAUGAGGCAAAAUUGAAAGAGGCAUUAUCUGGACCUGUCGAAGCUCUUUUAGAUGGAGCUAGUAGUGACACCUGGCCAGCAAUAAGAAAACUUUUUAGGCGUGAGACUGAAGCUGCUGUCUCUGGGCUUUCUGGUGCACUUUCUGGUUUUGACAUGGAUGGACAAUCGAAGGAUAAAAUGCUUGGAAGUAUAGAAAACUAUGCAAGAGGGGUGGUUGAAGCAAAAGCGAGAGAAGAAGCUGGAAGGGUCUUGAUCCAUAUGAAGGACAGGUUUUCGACAUUGUUUAGUCAUGAUUCUGAUUCAAUGCCACGGGUUUGGACUGGGAAGGAAGACAUUCGUGCAAUCACCAAAACUGCUCGCUCUGCAUCCUUAAAAUUGCUGUCUGUUAUGGCUGUCAUCCGUUUGGAUGAUGAUGAUAACGAUAGUAUCGAGAACACUCUGUCUGUUGCUUUGGUGGAUUCUGCAAAUGCUACCCUUAAAGAUAGGAGUGCCACAACAUUUGAUCCACUGGCGUCAAGCACUUGGGAAGAGGUUUCACCCGCAAAAACAUUGAUUACACCUGUCCAGUGCAAAUCUUUGUGGAGGCAAUUCAAGGCAGAGACUGAAUAUAGUGUCUCUCAGGCCAUUGCUGCACAGGAAGCCAACAAGCGCAGUAACAACUGGUUGCCGCCACCAUGGGCAAUUGCUGCUUUGAUAGUCUUGGGAUUCAAUGAAUUUAUGACGCUUCUAAGAAAUCCUUUGUAUUUGGGAGUGAUAUUUGUUGCUUUUCUACUCAUGAAAGCCUUAUGGGUGCAACUGGAUAUUUCGGGUGAAUUCCGUAAUGGUGCGCUUCCUGGUCUUAUCUCCUUGUCUUCAAAGUUCCUUCCCACGGUAAUGAAUCUUCUUAAAAGAUUAGCAGAGGAGGGGCAAGUGCCUGCAGCUAAUGAUCCACAAAGAAACCCUGCACUAGCAUCAAAGAGCUUUAGGAAUGGAGUUAGCUCCAGCGGUGAUACGUCAUCCAGUGCUUCAUCUGAAGUAACUUCAUCUGAAUACUCCAGCAACUCAAAAGAAGACUAAGGGAACUAAUCCUUUUGAUUAAGGAGCAAUUUUCUUCGGCAUUCUACCUACUCCUUGGCAGGUUGUUGCAUCUGUAUGGUCCAUGAAGUUCAACUCUCACGAGCCUGUGAGAGCGAGAGGAAUAGGUUUUGAAGGCAUUGAUUUUUGUUGAUGUGCCGGAAGGGGGGGGCGGGUUUGCCGCAAGGAAGCCCCAUUAUUAGUUUUUACAUAAAAGUUAGGUGCUCUAUUAUGAUUUUUUAUUUGUUGGGUAAGCAACAGGUCUCUUCUGUCACAUGCUGAUGGUAGUUCAUUAUGCUGGUUUGUAUUCAAUUUUGUACUGAGUUGUAAUGUUGUGUGAUUGUAAUUUACCGAAAUUGGUUAAAUGAUGAUACUCUUAUGUAUUGUUCUCCUUCAUUCAGAAGCCAGCUGGAAACAAAUUUGGCAGUAUAAUUAUGCAAGAAAGAUCAGUUAUUGAUAAA
Messenger RNA from Juglans regia (Persian walnut), 3069 nucleotides. Its product is annotated as protein ROOT HAIR DEFECTIVE 3-like. Gene Ontology annotation, biological process: endoplasmic reticulum membrane fusion. Gene Ontology annotation, molecular function: GTPase activity; GTP binding. The transcript is spliced from 23 exons. Gene Ontology annotation, cellular component: endoplasmic reticulum. The record is from RefSeq and is a predicted model, not a curated record. Bases 179 to 2611 code for a protein of 810 amino acids. NCBI's taxonomy places the organism in Eukaryota, Viridiplantae, Streptophyta, Magnoliopsida, Fagales, Juglandaceae.